Molecule: messenger RNA, 1322 nt
Organism: Lolium perenne
Lineage: Eukaryota; Viridiplantae; Streptophyta; Magnoliopsida; Poales; Poaceae
Source: RefSeq, a predicted model, not a curated record
UGGCGCAACCUCUCGUGGUGCACUGAAAAUGCAGCAGGAGAAUUUCGGUCACCGUCCGCCUAAAUUCACCCCCAUAUUUAGCUCUACUCUCACCGCAGUUUUCCAAAUCCACCAUUUCCCCCCAUUCAAGCUCUUCCCUCUUUCAAGAUCCAAGGCGAUGACAUGAGCUUCUUCACCGGCUAUGACGAGGAGCUCGGCGGUGGUGGUCGUUGGCGUGCCUUCUCCAUCGUCCCUGACCUCUGUUCUGUUGAAUCCUCUGCCAGUGUUUGUUAGAAAGCCCUAACCCUAGACGUGGUAGAUUAGAUCUGUAAUAAUGCUACAUGUGUGUAGAUCUAACCCUAGAUGGGGUAGAUUUAAUUUGUAUGAAACCCUAUUUCAUGCUUGUCAUAGAACGAAUUUGGUAGUGAUUGACCGGCGUAGGUUCUAAGCAACUAUUUUUCAUGUGUGACGUGUUUAAUCUUUUGUAGGUCUCCAUGACAUCUACAUCGUCGAGCACGACCACUCUGGUUCUUCCUUCUUCUCCUUCGAGCACAAUCGCGGUUGCCCUGCCUGCUUCUCCGUAUAGCUCACCGGCCUCUGAUCUAAAUCCUACUUCCCUGAUUGUCAUCCCGCAUUCUCCCGAUAUGAUGUGCAAGCCUUCUAUGUCUUGGAUGGUGCCUGAAAACGCAAGGGCUGAUCUACCUUUGUAUCACCCCAAACCACCUAUGGUGUGGGAAGGACGUCUGUUAGAGUUCGACCUCAACAGGGUUUGUGAUUAUCCCUCCACGGGUGAACAACCACCUGAGGAAGUGGAGACGGAGGUAGGGCGCUCGUGUGCAAGAUUAGGAAUAUUCCAAGGAGUCACGUUUUGCCAGGAGAGCACAGACGUGAUGAUGGACAAGGACAAGUUGAAGGCAUACCUCAUGCAUUCCCCGAAAGCACAAGAUUUGUUGAACACACCCAUAACGAACUAUCAGCAUAUGAAGAUGAUCUUCGAACCAAUGUUUGUACUUAACAAGAUUAUCUUCACUCGCCACAAACUUGUGGUUGCUAUCAACUACCUUGCGCACCACAAAGUCCAUGUUAGCAACUAUGCUGAGAUGAUAGGAGCAGAGAGGAGGACCUGGCUUUGAACAUGGCUGCGCAAUCAAAACUCUUAGUGGUACCGCUUUGUAGCUGUGUCUGAUGGUGGUCGUGAUUGGUUGCGGUCCUAUGCAUUUCGGAAGCUUCUCUAAUAUGCAUUCCACUAGCUAGGAACUGAUAAAAAAUUGGUGCUUGGACUGUAAUAUUUUGGGGUGUGGUAUAUAUACUAACCUCUCUGAUGAUAAAUUUUUGAUGCAUCA